UGUUCUUAUGUUAAUGCGCUAUAAACGAGCUCUGGAUCCGCCAUUUCUGUCACAUGUUCAUUUUCCCUUCUCACAUGACCUGUUGUUUGGCCCCGUGAUCAAAUUGCUAUAUUUCCUGGCAAAUUCAAAACCACUUUAAAAAGCCACAUGGAUAUGCUAGACCAAGCACUGGAAACAAGCCAAGAUAAGGGUAAUGAUUCACCAGUUUCUGAAGACCACAUACAGUUACAAACCCAUGUACAAGAAGGUGAAACAACCGAGGAACAAGCAGCUGCUAUAGCUAGUGUAGCUAAUAGUCAAGGUUUAACAUUAGAUCCAUCUACUGUACAGUAUCAGUUUCGUGCCGAUGGACAAGGUGGACCAGUAACAUAUAGAGUGGUACAGGUUUCACAAGAUGGAUCUGAAGCUACUGCUCAGGUUGUUACAACUACAGGUUUUCCACAGGCACAGGUAGCACAGGCUGUCAUUCAAAGUCCAUUUAGUAAUGGUGGAAGUCCAACUCCAGAUGGACAGGAACAAAGAUUUGCUUAUUACCAAGGGGCUGGGGAUGCUACAACUGUAACAACACAAGCAUCUGCUGAUGUCACAGCAGCAACUCUAGGUCAAGUGCAAUCAGCUGGAGCAGGUCAGUUUUAUGUUAUGAUGUCCCCACAAGAUGUGCUUCAAAAUCAGAGAAGUAUUGCACCAAGAACGUCUUACACACCCAAAAUGGAUGGUAGAUCACCCAGAGAUGAUAGGCGAAGAGCAACACAUAAUGAAGUUGAGAGAAGACGACGAGACAAAAUCAACAACUGGAUUGUUCAAUUAUCUAAAGUUGUACCAGAUUGUGCCUCAGAACAAGCUAAAACUGGAGCUAAUGUCAAUUUAUCAUUGCAGAGUAAGGGAGGAAUAUUAUCAAAAGCUUGUGACUACAUCACAGAGUUGCGUACAUCCAACGCGAGGAUGGCAGAAACCUUAAAAGAGACUGAACGAAUAUCUGUUGAUAACGAAUUGCUUCGGCAACAAUGUGAAGAACUAAAACAAGAAAAUGCCAUUCUCCGUAGCCAUUUACAACAACAUGGGCUCGUACUUCCAGAUAGUAUGCCCUCGUCAUCGUAAGAAAUGAUCUUAAAACUAUAAAAGUGUGUGUCGGUGUAUAUGAAUGAAGAUAUUCUAUAUUUUAAUCUAUUAUUGUGUUAUCUGAGAUAUAUUUCUGAACUGAUGAUAACGAUGUAUAAGAGAAGACAAACAAGAAAGACAUAUUGUGGUAUAUUUUACAUGUGUGGACUGAUAAGGUUGUGGAUCUUGACAACAGUUUAAUAUUUUAUUUUCCUCUGUGUUUAAUAAGUGCUUUUCAAAUCAUUGUGGUAUUAAUAUCUUUGAAAUGGUCCAAUUAUUAUCAGUGUUUUUUAUGCCUACGGUGUCAUUCUUAAAUCAAAAGAUGUUAUAUAUGUUUGUUAAAAUUUAUUACAACAAUAUGUUAUUAAAAAUUAUAUUAUUGUACGACACAAUUCAUAUUCUAUUUCAACAAAUAUAGAGCUAAACAUAACGAUUUAAAUCUGGUUCAUAUGGAAAUACGGACAUAAAAACAGGAGUUUUCUUGUAAAUGAAAAUGUUUUUAAUUUCACAGAAAUUAAUAUUGUUCGGAUCAGUUAAAUAUUAUAAAAUGAUAUAAAUGAGUUGUUUCGGAUAAAAUAUAUGUUGUGUGAAAUGACAACUUGUCUUCAGAGAUGAAAUCUCGACGUUUGUUUUUUGGCAGAUUAUAUAAAAUCGUGGAUAUAUUUAAGUGUGUGCCAGUGAAGAUAAUUUACAGAUAAUGUAUUGGGAUGGGGAGGUGGAUAUCAAAUUAAACUUAAUUUUAAUAAUUUUUAUAGACUUAUUGAAAAUAAUAAUUUGCCUUGACUACCUUCUAGUUGCAUAGAAGUACAUAUUAAGUAUUACAUGUACCCAUAUUGUUUAAAUUAUUAAUUUCCUCAGUUAUUUUAUCUUAGAAACUAUUUUAAACAUUAAUUUAUUUCAAAACUAAUUCCCAUUGGUAUCGAUCAAAUCAUUCAAAUGAAAUAUUAUGAAAUCAAAUGAAACUGACAAGUCAAAUAAAAUUUGGAUUGUUUGAAUACUAAUAUCAAACAAACAUAUCUUUCCAACUACUCUUUUGUUAUGGAUGCUAGGAGGCCCACCGCUGAGACAGAAAGCAAUCAUUUCAAUUUUUGGUUUUAGGUAACGCCUGUUUUGGUUGUCAUCAACUUAAAUACAUCCUCUGAUUAAAGUGGAAUAUGAUUGGUUACCAGUGGGAAUCAAAAGUAGGUUCAAGUUGAUUAGCAUGUAUAUUACACUGCUUGUCAUUAUGAUCAUUUGUUGGUAAAAUUAUCUUCACUUUUACAAAUUUUAGCACAAUAAUUAGAAACAAUUUUCUUUUGUUGUAUAUAGUCUUAGUCAAAAUGAUCAUAGUUUCUAUAAUUGAGGGGUUUAAUUUGGUGAAGAAUUUUAUUUUAAAGAUGUACUUGUAUGUUGGUAACUUGAAUUGAUCAGAGUUCAGUUUAAAUAUGCCGAAGUCCAACCUGUAUUUGUGUGCUAGAAAACCUUUUUUUGUUACAAAUCAUGGAAUAAAAUGUAUUAUGUUAACUGUU
Molecule: messenger RNA, 2606 nt
Organism: Patella vulgata (common limpet)
Lineage: Eukaryota; Metazoa; Mollusca; Gastropoda; Patellidae
Product: upstream stimulatory factor 2
Exons: 8
Coding region: 148-1098 (316 amino acids)
Biological process (GO): regulation of transcription by RNA polymerase II
Molecular function (GO): DNA-binding transcription factor activity, RNA polymerase II-specific; protein dimerization activity; RNA polymerase II cis-regulatory region sequence-specific DNA binding
Source: RefSeq, a predicted model, not a curated record